GCGCUCAUAUUUACCAGUGCUGCCGUUCAGCCAGGCGCUACGCGUUUCGGAACGGCGUCUAAUACGUUUUAUUGUUACCUUGGACCCCUGUGGAAAACUGUUGUUGGGGCAACACAGUGACCUCUCGAACUGAGGAGUGCAGUGGUGAUAAACAAGUGCAGUGAUGAGGCCUCCAUCGGAAUACAAUGAUACUCGGAUGCCCGCUGAGGCGGAGGAAGGCGAUCCUAGAGCACCUGCGAUGAUGAUUUGCGCGAGACUUGCGGGACGCGCCAUCAUCAGAGUUGUCGGUCGAUGUGAAGAUGCACAGGAAAACAGCCAAUUAGAUUUAUCAGAAUGUCAACUAAUGCAAGUCCCUGAUGCAGUAUAUCAUUUAAUGCGACACACAGAAUUGAAGAGCUGUGAUCUCAGUGGAAAUGUUAUAACAAAAAUACCACCAAAGUUUACUGUAAAAUUUAGUCUUAUUUCAGAUUUGAACCUAUCAAAUAACCAAAUGGCAAAGUUACCUGAUGAGCUGUGUACUCUGGCCUGCCUGGAGCGGCUGGACAUCUCGCACAAUUCUUUUGUAGCCCUACCUCACAUUGCCCUUCAGUGUCCUAGUCUGCACACUCUGCUCGCACAUCACAACCAAAUUAUUGAAGUGGAUGUCGAUAGAUUAGCGAGAUCUCGCGCCCUUGAAUAUGUAGACCUUAGUGACAAUCCUAUUCCACCACGCACACAUGAUGAAUUGAAGCAAAUCACACAUCCCAGGAUAUCUAUAUCCGAGAGACAGAAGGAAGACUGGGAAGAAGAUCUCUUAAUAUAGAAGGAAAUACUCCUUGUCUCUGAGUACUAGAUAAUAAGGGAUCAGUGUAUUUUAUGUCCAGUAACGGACUGGUCCUCAUUUCAACUGUGAUUUUACUGUAUUUUAAAAUAUGGUAAUUCUAGUUACAUAGACUUAAUUUAAGCCUAGAUCGCCAAGGUGUUUCGCAAUAUAUUAUAUAGGUGCUCAAAUUGUUUAUGUACUUAAUUUUUUAUGUAACAAUUUUUUCAGACAAAAAUAAUUACCAUGUGAAGUAUUAAGAAUAAGUUUCUGGCUUGAGGAUGCUCAAAUGUAAAUAAGCUGUAAGCUGAAGGUUUUAUAGAAAUAAAGUUUUUAAAAUGUGUAAGAUCGUUAAUUAAACAUAUUUGAGUAUUCAGAUGUAAAUUAUUAUUUUGGUAUCAUACUUGAUGAUCAAAUUAUUUAAGCUAAUAGUUUUAAUACUAUUUUUGAUACAUUUCAUUUCUUUUUGGCCUGAUUUUUUAAAUCACAUGUUACUUUUUGCUUUAUUUUGUGAAUAGCUAUAGUCAAUGAUAGUGCAUAAAUUGAUAUUUUAAUAAUAAGAAAAUUGUGCUGUUGUAACUACUUGUGUAUUGUAGUACUCAUUUAAGAGAUAGUGAAACCAAAUUAUGAACCUUAUUGAUUAUCUCUUUAUAACUAUUUGAUUGCUAUAAAAAAAAUUGACUUAAACUUUUGUUCAGACAGAGCUUUUGAGAUUUUAAUGUUUAACUAAUAUGUAUAUAGGCGUAAAUAAAAGCUAGUCUUUAACACAAUUAAAAUAUGUAAGAAAAAUAUUUUUAUAACAUUUUUAUAAUGUGAUGUGGUAUUGUUGUAAUCAGUGCGUUUUUUAUUUACAAAGAGUACUUAUACAUCAUAAAAUGUGUAUGCAAAAUUAUUAGAUUAAGUUUGAGGCAACUGUAAGAGAGAGAUCUAAUAGAUAUCAAAUCAAAGUAGAAAAUUACAGAGCCCUCUCCUAGGGGUGAUAAUUUUCUACUAUGUUCUAUAUCUGAGUAGGUAUUAUUAACCAAAAUAUAUUAAAGAGUUUGAAAUAAGAUAUACAAAAGAUCACUUAUAAAAUAUUCCUAUAGUAAAUCGCAAGUUUAAAAGAACAGUGAAUUUGGAAAUUGAUGAUUAUUCGCUCAAUACAAAUUAUACUUAUUUUUGGUUUCAAUAAAAACACUUCUAUUUUUGAUGAUGAUGUUUAUCAAAUACAUGAAUGUAUUAAAUAUUAUUUAAUAAAUGCAUUUCAAAGUAA
This is a messenger RNA of Colias croceus (clouded yellow), 2051 nucleotides long. RefSeq names its product leucine-rich repeat-containing protein 40 (gene Sclp). The transcript has 4 exons. The record is from RefSeq and is a predicted model, not a curated record. Lineage: Eukaryota; Metazoa; Arthropoda; Insecta; Lepidoptera; Pieridae. Gene Ontology annotation, molecular function: protein binding. Bases 164 to 802 code for a protein of 212 amino acids.